UUGCGAUCAAAAUUUUAGAAAAAGGAAACAAUAAAAAUUGACAAAGUCAAGAGAGCCAAACUAGGAAACUUCAUUAGCUUAAGGGCAUCAUAGUCGAUGAAACAAUAUCAUUCUUAAAUAUGCAUCAAAUUAUACGACUCUUAAGUUAAUAAAGAAAAACUUAAUGAAAGUACAACAUUGAUAGUGACAUAAUAUUUAUAGGAUACUUUAAUAGUCUUCCAUAGCCAAAUACAUUUAACUGAAAGAUUUUAAAGGAAAACAGCUAAAUAGAAUUUGGAAAAACUGCCUAUCUGAAAUUAUAUGUCUAUGGCAACUUUUGAUUGAGAAUAUUAGAAAAUUCUUACUGUGAAUAUAUUAUAAGCAUAGUCUCAACAUCAUAUAGUACCUUUAAGAAUUAUGUUCCAGGGCACAAAGAAAUAAAUUUUAAGAAGCAAAUGCCCUUUACAAAUCACAAAGCAAUUAAAAACAAACAAACAAACCCGAUAAUUGAAAUAUAGAUAAAAGGAAACUAAGUACUGAUAGUCAGAAUAAUAAAUGUCAGAGGACAAAUCAUAGAAAUAAUAGAUAACUAUAUUAAAGAAAAUGAGUCGACAUAUCAGAACUGAUAGGAUAUGUUUGAAAACAAAUUUGAAAAAGCAGAUCAUGAAUUUAGUAAUUUUUUUAAUAACAUAAAAUCCAACAAACCCAAAAGAACAAGCAUUUAAAUUACAGAAUAAAUAUACAGACCAAUUAAUUAAGGACAAAACGUGGGGAUUUUUAGAAUAAUAAAAUCAAAUUUUUUUAAGGAGAAAGGAAAGAUCAAAAAGAAAGUCACAAUAAAGAGGAAGUCAUGAGAGUUAUCAAUAUUGCUAUAUAAAAUAUUUUUUAAAAUGUAAUUAUCAAUUUGACAAAAACAAUAAAUCAACUCAUUUUAUUUUUUAAAAAAAUCAAAUAAGCUAUAAACUAAGUCAAAGAAAAAAAAAUUCUGGUCCAUAUCGAUUUACAAAUGAAUUCCAUCAAAUUGUUAGGGAGUAAUUAAUACCUUUGCUAUAAAUAUUGAAUAUAUUUGGGGUUUACAAACAUGGCUAAAUGACUCACCCUGGGUCACGUAACUAGUAAGCGGAAGAGGUAUUGAACUCAAUGUCUUACUGGUUCCAGGCCCAACCCUCUAUCUGCUGAACCACUUAGCAGCUUCUAUCCACAUAAUAUUAUCUAACUAUAAACAAUAGGUACAGAAUUUGUGGGAAGAGAUAAGCAAAGAAAGAAAAAAAUGGAGCAUUUUUGCAAGACAAUGAGAAGUUGGGACCUCACUAGAAAAAUCCUUGAAUUGGUAAAGACUGAAGGCAAGAUGAGAUGGAGAGAGUGUCAUAAAAACAACAAACAUGAACUUGGACAAACUUCAAGAGAUAGUGGAGGACAGAAAGACCUGGAGUGCUGUGCAACAUAGGGUCAUGAAAAGUUGCAUGGGACUGAACACCACAAGGUAGUUUUUUUCAUGUUGUCAUCUUCCACUGUCUGUGAACCCCUUAAAAGCAGGAAGUCUCUUUUGUCUUUUUUUUUUUUUUUUUGUAUUCCAUGUCCAGCAUACAGUAGGUCCUAAAUAAGCCUUUAUGGACUGAUGUACUAUCCUAUAUGGAAUUCUCUAAUUUAUGUUAAUUGAUUUUGCUGGCUUUCUAAAUUUUUAAAACUUCUUUUUUUAUAGGGAAUACUUAAUAGAAUGGAGAGAGGAGAGGAGGAGAUAUACAGAGAAAUAUGAGCCAGAAAAUAUCAAUAAAAUAUAUCUUAGGAAGAAAAUAAAACACCAGAUAAUCAGAAAAAAACUAAUUAGGUGAUUAAUAAUUGCCAUAAAACAGCAAAAGACAAAAUACUCAAAAUUAUCUUUUCUAUAUGGCACUGGCAAAAAAUAGAAAAAAGAAAUAACAUUUAAAAUAAUAAAAUGCACAAAAUAUCUGAGAAUUAACCUAUACAUUUAAACCGACACACUCAUGAUUUAUAUAAAUGCAACUACAAAACAGUUUUCAUAUAAAGGACUUUAGUGCAAAGAUUCAACUUUAAUCCAUGCCAAUAUAAUAAAAAUGAUAAUGCCUAAAUUAAUUCAUAGAUUUGCUAUUAUACUAAACUACUCAGAAAUUGCUCUAAAGAACUAGGCAGAAUAAUAAAAUUCAUUUAGAAGAAUAAAAAGGUCAAGAAUUUCAGAGUAAUAGGGGAAAAAUAGGAAUGAAGGAGGGCUAGCUAGCAUUACCAGAUCUCAAACCAUAUUAUAAAGCAGUAUCAAAAUAAUUUGGUCUUAUCAUAUUUUAAAAAAUCAAUCAUGGGAACAUAGAAGGGACAUUAGAGGUCAUCCAGGCUUAACUUCAUAAUCUGGGUAAAAACUAAGUUACAUGACUUGAUCAAGAUCACUAAGUAGCAGCAGAGGCAGGAUCUGAACUCAGAUCCCGGGGCUCAUGAAAUAAAUUAGAUAUCUACUAAACUACUAAAAACCUGAUCUGGUAUUUGAUCGUUGCACGGAGGCAAGUUCUGGAUCGUCGAAAGCUAUCCCAGCCAGAAAGCCUCGGUCAAAGCCAUCUGGCUACUAAGUAUUAAUUUCUAUGAAGUACUUCACUAGUUGGUAUCCAGGGAGUCCUAGCCCGUCUCCAGGCCCAGGAUCCCAAUCCACGAUAAAUCCAAACCCCGGGCCUUCAAAACUGCCUUGGCAGUGGAAAGAGCAGAGGCCCCAGAGGGAAAAGCGGGAUCACGUGCCGGGCGGGUAGCCUGGGCCAGACCCGUUUGCAGUCGGAAAAUCCCCCCUAAAUGUGCCCGAAAACAAAAGACAAGUCGAAACUUCGGGGACAAUCGAUUACAUAACCGGGGGGACGUGCGGACAGCCAAGUCCGCGUGUGUCCCACUAAUGAAUUCCCCAGGGGGCAAGGUGGGGCUGAGAAGCUCGAGACAACUCUCGGGGGGUGAUCCAGAGGAACUAGGCCCGCCCCCGCCCCCAGCAGCGCCUAGCGUGUCUGGCCUUCCCCGCAAAACCGCAGGCGAAGUGCUGGGGCUGCCGGGACUCCGCCUCCUCCGGCUCUCCUCCCCUUCCUUCUUUUCCCUCCCGCCACACGCUGACGCACUUAUGACGCCUGGGAUAUAACUGUGAUCAGCAGACGCCGCUCCCAUUCCUCACUUCCGCUUCCUUCGAGCGCGGAGCUUCGUGCUUCCCGGCUUUUGCACCGCGGCUGCAGCUGGUGAAAAUGUUAGGCCCUUUUAAGAAAAACGCCGUCAUCGGCCUCAAUCUGUAUUGCGGGGGGGCCGGCUUAGGGGCCGGCAGCGGCGCCGGCGCUUCCCCGUCCGGCGGACGCCUGCUGACUAAUAGCAAAGGAACGACGGUGGAGAGUUCGCCGCCGCGGCGGGAUGGAGGGGAAGUGGAAGCAGGCACCACGACGACGGCAGCGGCGGCGGUAGGGUUAAUUGGCGGAAGCGGCGGCGCGAAUCCCCCCGACCCCGUGGUGCAGGGCGUCCGGGGGGUCGCGCGGCCUGCGCCCAUUGGCGCGGAAGCUCCCGACGUCACCGCCCCGCCGAGACCGGUCUUCUUCGCGCCGGGCCGCCGCUGCUCGUCCCCCGCCGAGGUGGCCGAUGGAGCCGCGGACGCCAUCCUAUCCCCCGAGGACGAGCUGGACGGUUACGAACCCGAGCCCCCCGGGAAGCGGCCUGCUCGCCUGUCCAUGCUGGCCCUGGCCAGAGAGGGUGGGGACACGUCGAACAGCGCCCAUGGCUCACUGCCCUCGACGCCGCCCCCGUCCGAGGAGGACGAGGAGGAGGAUGAAUUGUACGGGCAAUCCUUGGAGUUGAUAACCCGAUACCUCCGCGAGCAGGCGGUCGGCACCAAGGACACCAAGCCCCUGCGCAGUGGGAAGGCCCUGGAGACCCUGCGGCGCGUGGGAGACGGUGUCCAGAGGAACCACGAGACGGCUUUCCAAGGAGGGGUUUGUGGAAUUCUUUCAUGUAGAGGACCUAGAAGGUGGCAUCAGAAAUGUGCUGCUCGCCUUUGCCGGUGUUGCUGGAGUAGGAGCUGGUUUGGCAUAUCUAAUAAGAUAGCCUUGUAAGUGCAAUAAAUGACUUGUAGCUCCAGGCACCAAAACUGCACACUUAACGUGAAAUAUAUUUAUGAAGCUGGACAUCAAGCUACCCAGGCUAGAACAUCCAAGAAUCCUUCUAGAGCACUGAAUACUAGCAUGAAAAGGAAAUGAUAUCCUACCACUUUGUUGGGUAGAGACAAAAGGAGACUUGGAUAAGAAUAAAUACUAGUGGAAAAUGUGCCCUGCUUCAGAGAACACCCAUCUGAAAGAAGCAAAAAUUGUCUGUCUCAGCAGUAGGCAGAUCUUUGGGGAAGACCAGGAAGCAAUUUAAUAGAGUUGAGAGAACUCUUUUGAAACGAAUAACUGGUUAGUAGGCUUCCUUGUCAUAAACUGUAUUAGAAAUAUUUCAUUAUUUUUACAGGAUUAAAAAAAGCACUACUAAUGCCAUGGGCUCCAAGUUCUGCCUCCUAUCACGAGUAUCACAGUGAAAGUGAUGCAGCUCAAGGUGUGACAAAUUCCAAAUGUAUCCAGAGAGACCAGAUUUCUCUUUUGGGGCCAGGAGGAUAUCGUUUGAGUGAUUUAAAGUUUAAACAUCCUUGAGUUAACAAUAAUCAGUUGUUAUAGCAACAAAAACUUUUAAAGGCUUCCUCUCAAAAAAGAACAAAAAAAAAACCUUGUAAAUAUGUAUAUCUGUAAAAAUUGUAUAUAUUUUUACAGAAAUUUAUUUCUUUGAAAUGUUAUAAGGAGAGAUUCUGUAUUUAGGGUUUUUUCCAUACCUUGUGAAAUUUGUAAUUUGGGCAAAUAAUUGGAACCCUUGUUUUCUCUAUGUAACAUUUCUGAUCUUGUCCAAUAUUUUUGGUAUUCAAAACCAACUUGUAAUGUAUUUAAAGACCACAUAGUUAUGAAUCAAUUUUAAAAACUACCUUUGUGUUACUUUCCUUGUGGGAUUUAUUAUUUAAAAGAACCUGGAAUGGGGGAGUUAAAAGUGUAGUACAUGAAAAGAUUGAUUUGUACAGCUUCUUGAACAAUUGAGCCAAAGUAAUUUUUAGAACUUUAAUUGUUGGAAUUUUUUUUUUAAGCAAAUAAUGGCUUUUGUGAUCAUGCCAUCAUGCAUGUCCAUUCAGUUUUGAGUUCAACAGUUUUUUGAGUCACUUCCAUCUGACUCUUCAUGUUAUUAAUACACCUUAGUUUAUGGGCAUGGUUUUUAUUUUCCAGAACUUUUUCAUGUUUUUCACCUUUUCUAAAUUUUUAUAGCAGAAAUUGUAUAGGACUUAAUCCAUUCACCUGAGGCAAACCUGACCUUUAUUUGCUUAAAUAAACUGCAAGUAAAUGUAGAGAAAAAUUAAUCUAACCAUGGUGCUAUUAUUAGGCUUGCUUGUCAAAUGCAGGCUGAGGCCUAGUGGGUCAAAAAAACAAACAUUUAUAUAUACAUACUUUAGUGUAUUGCAUUGAUUCCCAAACUGUGCCAAAGACACUCAACUUUGGCCUCUGAAUAGCAGAUUUGCUUUUUCUUUUCAGACAUUUGCUUUCUUUUGCUUUCAGCCCUUCUAUAAAUAUGGGACCAAUCCCUAUUAUUAUUUCUGCUCCUUUCAGGAGAUGGCCCUGUGUGACCUCAGAUGGUCCCUGCAACCCAGUCCCUUCUCCAGUAAUGAACCUUCUUGUCUCCCGGUAUUCAAAAGGUAGUCUACUUAGUGUCUUAUGUGAGCAAGGAUGGCAAUUUCUGGUGCUGGUGCCCUUUUUGGUUAGCUUUGCUAAACGUGUUUUGAUUGAAAUAUUUUUUCCCUCUCAAAGUCCCCUUGCUGUUGGGGCUUUUCAUAGAAGGAAAAAAGAUCUUGCUGUGGUUUCUUCUACAAAUGACCUUUUGGGUGGAAGAAAGGAGGCUGUCUCUGAAAAUAAUUUAGGAGAAUGACUGAAUCAUUUUGUCACCUUUCUGUAUUGUUUUCCACUAGGGGACCUAAACCUUUAAAUGUGGUGUCAUGUAGAAAUGCUUAACCUCAAACUGCUACUUAACAGUUAUUGGUCCAUCUGAAAAUAACUCUUUGUGGUAGGAGUUGGCUUAAUCUAAAAACUGCUGUGUUUGAAUUUAACUAGACCUUUAGUCUUUGGACUUUGUUAUAGAUAAAAUAAACAAAUCAAAUUUGACUAAGAAUGUAAUAGGGAAGAAAGGCUUUGCCUGCUCAUCUCUUAAGCCAUAAGGUCUAAUUCUGGAGCUGUUUUUCACCUAGUUGUGUUUCUCAUUCUUAAUCAUAAUCCCAGUUAUUUAUAUCAUGCUUGUUGGAGGAACUAAAAGCACUUUAUAUAGUUUUUAUAGCUUCAAAAUCCACAUAAAAGGGGCAGGUGGAGUGCAUCAGAAAGAUCUUGGCUCCUAGAUCAUCAUAAGGGGAUUCUAUUGAUGGAGUAAGACCUCAGAUCAUAAAAUUAUCUGGUGUGGUGUGGGAUGGGGGAAGUGUUAGGCUUUGGGGAGGGAAAGGGAGAUAAAUACUCCUGAGGAAGUGUAGGGAGAAGAAAAGAACCUCAAUGCAUUAAAGGGGUGGCUGCUAUUACAUAGUUGAGGCCAGUUCUGGAAUGAAAAGGGAAGGGACUAUUGAAAGGAUGCUCAGAGGAAUCUUCUGCUUCACUCAGGGAAAACUAUUGAAAUCCCUGGUCUAGGAUUCCCUAUAAAUCCUGUUAUCUGGGGAGUGUACGCCCUGCCUUAGGUUAGGUAUAAUGUUCCUCUUGAAGAGGUGAGCCAGGGAGGGUUAGGACCAACUGCAGAAUAUAUGGUUGUAAAAUCUAGUUUGUUUUCUUAACUUCCUGUUUUUUUUCUGAAAAGAAAAUAAUAAAUCUUUUAUUUAAAUUCAA
Messenger RNA from Antechinus flavipes (yellow-footed antechinus), 6866 nucleotides. RefSeq names its product MCL1 apoptosis regulator, BCL2 family member (gene MCL1). Gene Ontology annotation, cellular component: mitochondrial outer membrane. Lineage: Eukaryota; Metazoa; Chordata; Mammalia; Dasyuromorphia; Dasyuridae. Gene Ontology annotation, biological process: positive regulation of apoptotic process; mitochondrial fusion; intrinsic apoptotic signaling pathway in response to DNA damage. Gene Ontology annotation, molecular function: protein heterodimerization activity; channel activity; protein homodimerization activity. The record is from RefSeq and is a predicted model, not a curated record. The transcript has 2 exons. Bases 3201 to 4052 code for a protein of 283 amino acids.